Messenger RNA from Labeo rohita (rohu), 2759 nucleotides. RefSeq names its product recombination signal binding protein for immunoglobulin kappa J region a (gene rbpja). Gene Ontology annotation, molecular function: DNA-binding transcription activator activity, RNA polymerase II-specific; RNA polymerase II cis-regulatory region sequence-specific DNA binding. Lineage: Eukaryota; Metazoa; Chordata; Actinopteri; Cypriniformes; Cyprinidae. Gene Ontology annotation, cellular component: MAML1-RBP-Jkappa- ICN1 complex; nucleus. The coding region runs from base 63 to 1553 and encodes 496 amino acids. The transcript is spliced from 11 exons. Gene Ontology annotation, biological process: regulation of transcription by RNA polymerase II; Notch signaling pathway. The record is from RefSeq and is a predicted model, not a curated record.
GUCUAAAUGCAGUCUGUUGGAAAUCUCGCGAUUGUUGGCGUUAUUAGAGAGAGUUGGUGAAGAUGGCGCCUGUUGUGACAGGGAAAUUUGGGGAGCUCCCUCAGCCAAAGCGUUUAACAAGGGAGGCGAUGCGCAACUACUUGAAGGAGAGAGGAGAUCAGACAGUACUCAUACUGCAUGCAAAAGUCGCACAGAAGUCGUACGGCAAUGAAAAAAGAUUCUUCUGUCCUCCACCAUGUGUGUACCUGAUGGGUUGUGGCUGGAAGAAAAAGAAGGAGCUGAUGGAGAGAGAGGGCUGCUCGGAGCAGGAGUCUCAGCCUUGUGCCUUCAUCGGCAUUGGAAACAGUGAACAAGAAAUGCAGCAGCUCAACUUGGAGGGCAAGAAUUUUUGCACAGCAAAAACAUUGUACAUUUCUGACUCGGACAAACGGAAGCACUUCAUGCUGUCAGUGAAAAUGUUCUACGGGAAUAGCGCAGAUAUCGGUGUCUUCCUCAGCAAACGAAUCAAGGUCAUCUCCAAACCUUCCAAAAAGAAACAGUCGCUGAAGAAUGCAGACCUGUGCAUAGCUUCUGGGACGAAGGUGGCUCUUUUUAACCGCUUGCGGUCUCAGACUGUCAGUACGCGGUACCUUCAUGUGGAAGGUGGAAACUUCCAUGCUAGUUCACAACAGUGGGGAGCUUUCUACAUUCAUCUAUUGGAUGAUGAUGAGUCAGAGGGUGAAGAGUUUACAGUCAGAGAUGGUUACAUCCAUUACGGUCAGACGGUGAAGCUGGUGUGCUCCGUGACAGGCAUGGCUCUACCCCGACUGAUCAUUCGUAAAGUGGACAAGCAGACAGCACUAAUGGAUGCAGAUGAUCCUGUGUCCCAGCUACAUAAAUGUGCCUUCUACCUAAAAGAUACUGAGAGGAUGUAUCUCUGCCUGUCACAAGAAAGGAUAAUUCAGUUCCAGGCCACACCCUGUCCCAAAGAAACAAACAAAGAAAUGAUCAACGAUGGGGCGUCAUGGACAAUCAUCAGCACAGACAAAGCAGAGUACACUUUCUAUGAGGGGAUGGGCCCUGUACCCUCACCUGUCACACCCGUGCCUGUUGUUGAAAGUUUACAGCUGAACGGAGGAGGGGAUGUUGCCAUGCUGGAACUGACAGGACAGAACUUCACGCCUAACCUCAGAGUCUGGUUUGGAGAUGUAGAGGCAGACACAAUGUACAGGUGUGGCGAAAGUGUGCUCUGCGUGGUUCCUGACAUCUCUGCGUUCCGUGAGGGGUGGCGUUGGGUUCGGCAGCCAGUGCAGGUUCCUGUGACUUUGGUCCGUAACGACGGCAUCAUCUACUCCACAGCUUUGACUUUUACCUACACGCCGGAGCCUGGACCACGUCCUCACUGCAGCGCCGCGGGAGCCAUACUGCGGGCCAACAGCACCUCCACCUCCCCAUCUUCAUCCUCCUCAUCCUCCAGCCUACUUCUGCAGUCAGCCGUCGACAGCCAGGCAGGAUACGCGGCAGCAGGAAGCGUGUCUUCAUCUUCCUCUUCCUCGGCUAUGUCUGUCUCCUAACCUGGGAAUCUCGGUGUGUGUUUGCGUGUGUGAGUAUGUGAGAGAUGGUGAUUCGUCCACUCGUAGACUCUCCUGCAUAGAUUCAUGGGAUACGGAUCACAAAAACGGAUAAUGGUGCCACAGAGAGAGAAGAAAAGAGAGAUGAGACUUCACACAAGGACUGGACAGAACAAAUGAAGAUGUCUCUUUUCUACUCUCUCUCUGUCUUUCUUUGUUGCGGUUCUUUUUCAAUCUGCUUCCUCAUGGCGGAGGAAGUGGCAACGGAAGUGAGUGUGCCGUGGAUCAAGAUUGCCACAGGAUCAAUGCAUUAGCCUUACGUGAAAACAAAAAAACAAUCAAAAACAACGGCUAAAACACUUUCUCUUCAAAACAAAGCCUUUUCUAAAUAAGUGCAAGCUGGAAAUGGCUUUGAGAGAUGUUGUUUUCUACUAAAGGGCUUAAUGCACUGGGCUUGGAAGAAAAGUUAUCAUAGUAAUAUAGUUUUUACGGACCAAGGAAUAUUAUUAUUAUUAUUAUUAUUUUUAUUGAUAUAUAAUUUUAUAAGCUUUAGCUAAGGUACAUUUUUCACCUUUUUCAGUUUUAUAACAUAUAGUAAACUUUUGUUACCAAAUAGUUUUGUAUAUUUCUUGUGAGCGUUUGGGCUCAGAAGGAAAAGGUUCAUGCAUUUUAAAAGCCUGAACUUAUAGCUGCCUUUACUCAUCUUGGCAAAUGCCUUAAGUCAUCUGGAGUUUCACCAGACCCUUUCUGUUUUGUAAUAAUAUUUUUGUCAUGUAUAUUGGUCUUUUUCCCAUUCUUUUUAUUUUCUCAACUAAACCGAGAUGUAAUAUCGAUGCCAUUUUUGCGUGUUUGGGAGAAGGUGGCUCUUCUGCUUUGUUAAACUUUUUCCUCAUAUGAAGUCUUUAACUCAAAAGCUUUAACUGACAUUGCCGGUUGGCCUUAUGCGCCGUAUUGUACUUAUCAAAUAUGCGUAGCCAUUGAUCUGGCCCUUUUUCAUUGGCUAUAGAUGUUCAAGCUGCCAGCAUAACAGUAGCCUAUAAAAAUCCCACACCAAAUGGCUUACAUUUUAGUUGAACAUAAACGCACAAAAUUAUUUUUAAUGGGUCAGUGAUUUCUAAUUGGUUGACUCAAAUCCUGUGGCGGGGAAGGACAGGACAGGUCUCGUUUGCAUAUCAUUCACGCUUUCAGUGUCAUGAUUAUUGACUAAAA